This is a messenger RNA of Sinocyclocheilus rhinocerous, 644 nucleotides long. RefSeq names its product transmembrane protein adipocyte-associated 1 homolog. Gene Ontology annotation, cellular component: plasma membrane. Gene Ontology annotation, biological process: G protein-coupled receptor signaling pathway. The coding region runs from base 44 to 583 and encodes 179 amino acids. The record is from RefSeq and is a predicted model, not a curated record. Gene Ontology annotation, molecular function: G protein-coupled receptor activity. Lineage: Eukaryota; Metazoa; Chordata; Actinopteri; Cypriniformes; Cyprinidae. The transcript is spliced from 7 exons.
UCUCCGUCUCUGUUUCUCCGUCAGGGUUCGUUACUGGGACUUGAUGCUGCUCGUCCCAAACGUGGCUUUCCUGGUCUUCCUGAUGUGGAAGCUUCCUUCUGCUCGCGCUAAGAUCCGUCUGACCUCCAGCCCCAUAUUCGUGGCGUUUUACAUACUGGUGUUCGUGGUGGCGGCUGUAGGAAUCACACGUGCCAUCGUCUCCAUGACCGUCAGCACAUCCAGCGCCGCCACACUCAUAGACAAGGUGCUUUGGGAAAUCACGAGGUUCUUUUUAUUGGCUAUUGAGCUCAGCGUCAUCAUACUGGGACUGGCUUUCGGCCAUCUGGAGAGCAAGUCCAGCAUCAAGCGUGUGUUGGCCAUCACUGCGGUCCUGUCUCUGGCCUACUCCAUCACACAGGGGACUCUGGAGAUUCGUUUCCCGGACAAACAUCUCUCCGCCAAAGACUUCAACAUCUACGGCCACGGCGGGCGCCACUUCUGGUUGGCCAGUUCCUGUUUCUUUUUCCUGGUGUAUUCCCUGAUAGUCAUCCUACCUAAAACUCCAGUCAGAGAGCGGAUCUCGUUACCAUCUGUGUGGAUGUGACCACAUUCCUGUACUUUUCCGUCUUUGCUCCUCUGAUCUAUGUGACGUUCCUCAAAGGAUU